Molecule: messenger RNA, 3474 nt
Organism: Sitodiplosis mosellana (orange wheat blossom midge)
Lineage: Eukaryota; Metazoa; Arthropoda; Insecta; Diptera; Cecidomyiidae
Product: protein DENND6A
Exons: 7
Coding region: 868-3198 (776 amino acids)
Cellular component (GO): recycling endosome
Molecular function (GO): guanyl-nucleotide exchange factor activity
Source: RefSeq, a predicted model, not a curated record
UCGAAUGUUUUCUAUGCGUAAAUUGUCAAAUUUGUUCAAUUUCAUUGAACAAAUAAAAUUUGGUGGUUUUAUGAGAGAUUUAUGUUUUGUGUUGUAUGUGAAACGCAGACAAUUUACAAUAACAAAAACAACAUUUUUUUCUCCCCCUUUUUUCUUGGCUGAUAUUAUCUAUUCGAAUUGAUAGUGUAUUAGUGUGAUGUUUUCUUUUUGUAAAUUUUAUCUUAAUUUCAAUAAAUUUGCGAAAUUUUGAUAAACAAUUUCAAUGCUCCAUUCACUGUCCUUGCAGAGCAAGCUACCUUGAAACUUACAGGCAUGCAAACGAUUUGCCGAUGUACUUUGUACGAUGUUUUUUUUUGGUUUUCAAAAUCGCACAACACACUUAAAAGAUUCACACAAAUCACUUGCUUGCCGAUAAUCAUUUCGCUCGUAUAUUUUUUUCAGUUGUUGCUUUUGUCACACUUUCUUUGUUUUUGUUGUUUGCUUGGUUUCGUUGCUCUUUGACGGAACGUGCUUCCUAAAAAUAUCCACACACCAACUGGAUUUUAUGCUCUUGACUAUGUUAAUUGAAGCCUAUUAUGGCCAGGGUAUUUAAAGUUCAAAGUGUGUUGCGUCUUAAAGAGUAAUUACCUAUUCAUAUCCAUUGGUCGGAGUUAGAUAUGUGACAAACAAGUGAUUUCAAUCGGCGCAGGUGAAUGGAUUGAGAAGACAUGCGGGCUCAUCUCAAAUGCAUUUAAUCUCGUUUUUUGUUCGCUCUAUCGACGGCAUGAAUUUUUAAACUGCACCAUAGUUAUUUCAAAUAACUUGUAAAAUAGUAGGAAAAAAAAGAGUCAAACAAACACACAAAAACCGACCAAAUACCAAGCGACGAUGGAUCUAACGAAAAACAAUGGAACAAACCAGGAAAUAUUACAGCCCAAGGAAUGGCAACGUUUAUCCGAGUGGAUUCAUUGUAUAUGUGUGGUUACAUUUGAUCUGGAGCUGGGUCAAGCCAUGGAGGCCAUUUAUCCAGCAUCAGUAGAACUAUCUGAGAAGGAAAAACUGAACAUUUGCUAUUUGGCAUUUCCCGACUCAAAUUCCGGUUGUAUUGGUGAUACGCAAUUUCAUAUAAGGUUACGAGUCGCGCCGGGCACGAAAAAUACCAUGCUAAAUCCGGAACUGCAACGUUUUAGCUUGACUUGUCAAACGAAUCAGCGCCCAGACGUAGGUCAUUAUUGGGGCUUCGUUUAUUUCCGCCAAAUGAAAGACUCGUCAUUACCUCGAGGAUAUUUUCAGAAGAGUGUAAUACUGUUGUCACGGCUGCCGUUUGUCAAUUUAUUCUAUGAAGUGUUGGCAUUGAUUGCACCCAAGUACUUUGCUGGUGGUGAAAGUGUCUUGCAUAAUGCAUGUUUGGACAUUAGUAACUGGCCGUCGUUGCAAGCCGGUGAAUGUAUACAGUUGCCGUUGCUUGGCACUCAAUUUCAAACGUACAUUCCAAGUUUGACGUCAGCCAAUUUGCAACAGCCAUAUUCAUUGUCAACGCCCUCAUCAGCGAACGCUCCAAAUCAAGAACAUGAAGAUCUGAAAAUUUCAUCGCCCGAUUUGACAUCGUCAAACGAAGCGAAACAGCCCGUCACCGCUGCCGUUCCAGUCGCCGCUGAUUUGGCCAGUUCAACGAGCGAUGAUGAACUGUCAAGUGUGAAAAACGAUGACCUGAAUCAAUCUAGUGAUAGUGAUCAGCAGAGGGUGGCUAGCAACAACACAGACAUUACUCUGUCUCGUGAAGAUAUUUUAGAUAGUUAUAAGCAGUCAAAGGAAAUGUUAUUAGCUCAAAAACUAAAAAAACAGCCUGAUUCGCCAUGUGAUAGCAACUCUAGUAAAUCGACCGGUGCCAAUAAUGCAAAUGAUUAUGAGAAUGAGAAUGAUAAUAAUGAGAGUGGUGGUGUUGGCGGUGGCGGCGGUGACGAGGCCGAUGUGGAUUUAGACGAUUAUUUUGAUGAAAAUUACAGUGAUAAUAAUAAAGUAGACGAAUCAGCAAAUACUCAUACCGAUGCAAGUACAAAUAUUGAGCGACCAUUGCGAAUAGCAGCGGCACAACAGUCAAUGGCCAAAACAUCCGUGAUGUGUCUGUCAUCCGCAACGGAAAUCGAUAUUUUUCGAAGUUUGUAUACGGUGAUAUCGUAUACGCAUCUGUUGUGGGAACUCGUUUUAACCGCCGAACCUAUUGUCGUAAUGGCCACAUCACCCAGCGAUUGCUCGCACAUGGUUCAAUCACUCAUGAGCAUAAUAGCUCCAUUGCCAUAUGCGGCUGAGGCUCGACCAUAUUUUACAAUCCACGAUAGCGAAUUCAAAGAAUUUACACAGCGCCAACAAGGGCCUGUGCCAAUUAUCCUAGGUGUCACGAAUCCAUUUUUCUCAAAGACACUUCAACAUUGGCCACACCUCAUUCGAAUGGCCGACAAUAAUAAUGGAUCGAAUUUAGGUGUAAAUGCAUCAAACAAUCCGUCUACCUCGGGUAUGCUCACACAACAGGGUUUACGAAAGUUGAAAAUUUUCACUAAAAUUCUGGACACACCGCCUGGCGUUUACACACAGUAUAAGCCAUAUCUGCAGAAAGACAAAACCAUCAUUCGAAAUCUGGUGGCUGGUGUGAAGAAACAACGACCGGCCGAGGUGCAAUCGGCCAUUUUGCGUCGUCAUUUACUCGAAUUGACGCAAAGUUUUAUGAUUCCACUGGAACGAUAUAUGGCAUCAUUGAUGCCAUUACAAAAGAAUAUAUCGGCAUUCCGAGCCGCACCGCCUCCAAAUCAAUUCAAGCCAGACUGUUUUCUGGCCACACUCGAACAUUCUGGUCCGCAGCUCACGUCACCGUUAAAAGGUGACUGGUCUGGUUUAUACAAACGUUUCUUUCGAUCGAAAAACUUUCUAGACUGGUAUGAACUGCGUCAUCGCGAAUUAACCCAAACACUGGAACAUUUACAAAUGCAAGCACUCUCGAAUACGAAUCUAAAGCAAUGGGUCGUGGGCAGACAUGAAGUUGAAAUAGUGGACAUGAUUUUGAAAUUGAAAAAAAAGCUGAAAAUCUGCAAUGAAAUCUCAAUGGACGGUUUACCGCAAGUGGUAAUUGCACAGAAUGAAAACAGCCGCAAACAACUUCUUCAACAUUUAGAGGAUAUGAAACGAUUUCUUCCAGACGAUCUAAACAAAAUUCUAGGCAGCUAAUGCAACAAUCCAACCAAACUGUUGUCGAUAACGAUGAUGAUGUUGUUGUUGCAAAGCAAUUGCGACAUGUUAUGAUUAAUUUUUUUCUCUUUUGUUUGAUUUUGUUUUUGUAGAAAUCAGGAGAUUCGACGAUCGAAUUGUUAACGAUUAGAUGACAAAUAUUCCAUAGAAGAAGAAACAAUUUUUUUUAGCAAAAAUUAAACGUAUCUGUAUAAGUAGUUAAUUCUGGAAAUGAUGCCAAUCAAUUUAAAUAAUAAACCAAUUUUUACUUUUUAA